AUGGCCCCCUCGCCUGCCAUCGUCACCAUCGACACGGCUGCCGACUUCAGCCCCGCGCCCAUGCCCACUGCGGGGCGCAACUUGCUCCUCGCCCCGCCGUCAGUGGCAGCCCGCGAGGACAAGCUACGCGACCUCUUUGCCGACUUGGACCGCGCAUACACAGACCUGCAGAUGCUCGACCGCCUCUCCGCCGGUCUCGUCGCCCUCCCGCCCGCCACCUACGACCUCGUCCUCGUCCUGACCGACACCGAUGGCGCACGGCGCGCCGAGGCCCUCCAGCUCCUCGGUCGCCACGUCUACGCCCAGCUCGUCCCCUCCAUGAGGGUCGGCGCCAAGCUUCGCUUCCAGGACGGCCCCCUCGGCUCCGGUGACGCCAAAGAGGCCAUCUUGGCGGGGCUGGUCGACGCCGACGGCGCCUUCGAGAAGCGCGACGACGAGGAUGCUGCGGUGCCCCUGCGCCUGGGCAACAAGAAGAAGAAACAGGAUGCGCCGCCAAGCGGAGUGCCGAGUGCGCCCAAGUUGGACUUUGCCAAUCUCGACGCCGAUGACGACGACGACUUGAUUGACGAAAACGACUUGCUGUCCGAAGAAGAUCUCAAGAGGAGGCCCCCAACAGCCACAAACUGCGAACCCACGAAGCGACGCCGCCCCUGCAAGGACUGCACCUGCGGGCUCGCCGCCAAGUUCGAGGCCGAGGACCGCGGCCGCCGCGCAAGGGCCAACCAAGGCCUCGACGCCCUCAAGCUCAACGCAACCGACCUCAACGAGCUCGACUUCACCGUCGAGGGCAAGACGGGCUCGUGCAACAACUGCUCCCUCGGCGACGCCUUUCGCUGCUCCACCUGCCCCUACAUUGGCCUGCCGGCGUUUAAGCCUGGCGACGAGGUGCGCAUCCUCAACGACGUGGUGCAGCUGUGA
Messenger RNA from Hirsutella rhossiliensis, 918 nucleotides. RefSeq names its product cytokine-induced anti-apoptosis inhibitor 1, fe-S biogenesis domain-containing protein. Gene Ontology annotation, cellular component: cytoplasm. The transcript has 2 exons. Gene Ontology annotation, molecular function: iron-sulfur cluster binding. Gene Ontology annotation, biological process: iron-sulfur cluster assembly. The coding region runs from base 1 to 918 and encodes 305 amino acids. NCBI's taxonomy places the organism in Eukaryota, Fungi, Ascomycota, Sordariomycetes, Hypocreales, Ophiocordycipitaceae. The record is from RefSeq and is a predicted model, not a curated record.